UGAUACUUAUAGAGUUCGUGGUAAGUUUUUGGUCCUGUGACGUCUUCGUAUCUAUACAUCGUAUGUGCACAUUGUAUCUGCAUUGCGAAUGAAUAAUAGCAAUAAAAUCGUGGAUAAUUAAUAUUGCACUAAAUGAAAUAAAAAUAUUUAAAAAAACUACAGGCCUCAAUCUAAAAUUGACAGUUUGACACUUUAACAAGAGUGUAUUAUUCUGCGUAGUAGAUUCAAUGUAAUCGUUUUUUAUUCACCUAUUGGUUAGUAGAUUUUGAACGAAGAUUCGCAAGUGAUUAAAGUGCCCGUUGUUGGGCAUAAAAUUGCAAAAAUUGCGUACAUCUCGCGAGAAGAUAUGCCAGACAGUGGUGCUGUUUAUCAACCCACAACAGUGGGUUAUACGUAUGAUAGCGGAGGUGAUGGUGCUGGAGGUAGUGGAGGUUUAAGAAAUGGUUUCUGGAGGAUUAUAUCCAGACAUAAACUUAGUUCUAGAAGAUGGUUUGAAUGGGUAUUACUAUCGGUCGCUGUGUCGUCUUUUGUUGCUGGUUUAACAACAAUGUUAGUCAGUUUUAUAUCUGAUGGCACGUCACAGGAAAAUAAAUUUCAGAUAAAGAUGAAUGAACCUUCAACAACAUCUGCAACAAAUAUCGAAGAACAAGUUGAAGAUACUGCAAAAAGUUCCAUAGCAUUAGGUGCAGGUAUGAUGUUGAUAGGACUCCUGUUGGGUUUUGUCUGGGCAUGGCUCCGCUUCUUCCAUCAUGGCAAAUCUCCAAGAAGCGGAAUGGUUGGAAGCAGUGGUCAGUACGGGCCAGUACUCACGGAGCUGCCGAGUCAACUGAAGCUGAAACAAACAACUCCCCAUGACGUUUCGGCAAUACCACUUUCUGAUCAAGAGGAGGAAACACGUACCCUAAUGCAGGAUUCUGUGAUUCCCUCAGCUGUUUCUUCUGGUCCUAAUACCAUUGCUAAUCAGAUUCCAGGUUGAGUACAAAAGUUAAGUCUGUCAUUGUGUAGUAAAAACACAUGAUACGGACAUUCUAUUAAUUUUAUGUGAAUUAAUAAGAAUCACAGUUUCUGCCAUUUGUCAUAUACCUGAUUUAUUUACAAACAGGAUAAUUAAUCCUCCUUAGCUUUUUCCAGUAGCAACUUUAGUCAAUAUUAAGUCUGUAAAUUCAAUUGCAUUUUUUGCCUAAGUAAUUUUAAAAUGUAAAAAGUUUUAUUUCUGUAGAUUAUUGGCACAAGUUUUAACAUAAGGUAUCAUGUAAUUAUAUUUGUCCCGGUUUUAAAUUUGACCCCUGGCUUUAACCUAUGCAUUCCUCCACUCCGUCCAUUAUAAUUGGUAAUAUGUUAGAUGAGCAUUGGAUCCAGAUAUUAUAAAUGGAAAAUUAAAAAAAAAUCUGAAUUAAAAUGUUUUUCUCUUUUUAAUUUUCAAUAUUCUUUGAAUGAAUUAUAUCUUUAGUAGUAAUACUAAUAUCAAUUUUACAAUUAGUAUAACAAUCAUUUUCCUUCAUGCCAGUGCAUUAUUGGUCAGAGAAACGGACCAGUUAUGAAUACUUGUAUAAACAAAUGGUUAUUCUAUCCAAAUUAAAUACAAUGGCAACAUUUAUUGUGAUUGACAAUAUCUUUAAUAAAAUGUUCGCUCAACUAUAUGUAGAUGGAAAAAUAAGCUUUAACGUGUAGUGGUAUUAGCAAAGUAAACGAUUAUGUACAUAUAUAUUAAGAUAACGUACAUAAAUUACAAUACCAGGCAAUUUCUUUUUUCAAAUUUCAUUGGAAUAGGUAUGAUACAAAGCAGUGAAAGGAAUGCACUGCACAAUGUUUGUUAUAUUGUUUUAUCACUUUUUAUACUUGCAUUAUUUAUAGUUAAUGUAUUUAAUUACAUACAGUUUAAUUAGUAUGUCUAUUACAAAUACAUUUUUAUAUGUAUUUAAACGUUUCAAUGAAUUUUGGACUCUGUUUUAUUAACUUUUCGCAUAUCUAUUGAGACUGGGUAAUAUAUGUAAAUAUAAGAUAAUGUAU
Molecule: messenger RNA, 2010 nt
Organism: Osmia lignaria (orchard mason bee)
Lineage: Eukaryota; Metazoa; Arthropoda; Insecta; Hymenoptera; Megachilidae
Source: RefSeq, a predicted model, not a curated record